AUGUCGAAGCCUGACGAUCUUCCCGCCAUGGAGUACCGCUUCCUGGGCCGCUCUGGUCUCCAGGUUAGCGCCAUCAGUCUGGGUGGAUGGUUGACCUAUGGUGGCCAUGUCGACAAGGAGGGCACCUUCAAGUGCAUGAAGGCCGCCUAUGACUGCGGUGUCAACUUUUUCGACACGGCCGAGGGCUAUGCCGAGGGCGAGAGCGAGAAGGUCAUGGGUGAAGCCAUCAAGAAGUACGGCUGGAAGAGGAACGACCUCGUCAUCUCUACCAAGAUCUACUGGGGUGGUGCGUUUGGCGACAAUGUCGUGAACAACAAGGGCCUCUCCCGCAAGCACAUUAUCGAGGGUCUCGACGCCUCUCUGGCGAGGCUCGACCUUCCCUACGUCGACCUCGUCUACGCCCACCGUCCCGACCGUCACACGCCCAUGGAAGAGACGGUGCGCGCCUUCAACCACGUCAUCAACGAAGGCAAGGCCCUCUACUGGGGCACCUCGGAGUGGUCGGCCGACGAGAUCGCCCAGGCCUGGCGCUACGCUGACAAGCUCAAUCUCAUCGGCCCCGUCAUGGAGCAGCCGGCCUACAACGCGCUCGACCGCAAGAAGGUCGAGCUCGACUUUGUGCACCUCUACCGCGAGGUCGGCCUCGGCCUCACCGUCUUCUCCCCGAUGCGCCAGGGCAUCCUCUCGGGCAAGUACAAGAACGGUAUCCCCGACGACUCGCGCUUCGCGCAAAAGGACGUCGGCUUCAUCGGCGACUACUGGAAAAAGGAGAACGCAAAGGCCGAGUUCCAGGCCCUCGUCGACAAGGCCAACGGCCUCGCGCCCAUUGCCGAGCGCCUCGGCAUCAAGCAGAGCACCCUCGCCCUCGCCUGGGUGCUCAAGAACCCCAACGUCAGCUCGGCCAUUAUUGGCGCCAGCGGCGCCGAGCAGGUCUACGAGAACAUUCGCGCCAUCAGCGCGCAAGAGAAGCUGACGCCCGAGGUCCUGGAGGAGAUGGAGAAGGUGCUGCAGAACAAGCCAGCCGCCAUCACGCCGCGGUUCUGA
This is a messenger RNA of Verticillium alfalfae VaMs.102, 1044 nucleotides long. Its product is annotated as voltage-gated potassium channel beta-1 subunit. Lineage: Eukaryota; Fungi; Ascomycota; Sordariomycetes; Glomerellales; Plectosphaerellaceae. The record is from RefSeq and is a predicted model, not a curated record. Bases 1 to 1044 code for a protein of 347 amino acids. The transcript has 4 exons.